Molecule: messenger RNA, 612 nt
Organism: Brettanomyces nanus
Lineage: Eukaryota; Fungi; Ascomycota; Pichiomycetes; Pichiales; Pichiaceae
Exons: 3
Coding region: 1-612 (203 amino acids)
Molecular function (GO): protein-folding chaperone binding
Source: RefSeq, a predicted model, not a curated record
AUGUCAUAUUGCUCCCAACUUCACAAAGUGCUCAAUUAUGAAGAUGCGGAAAAGGUGGUUACAUUUCUUGAGGAUAACCAACAGAGAGUGUUGAUUGGAGUUUCUGCUGUUGCAGCGAUGCUCCUAGUUAGAAUGGUGAGUGGAGGAGGAAAGAAAGUAAAGGAAAAUAGUCAGAGCAGAAGGAAGAAAAAACACCAUAAGCAUCGUAAGCACAAGAACAAACAGCAACAGUCCGUGACGGAGGCUUUGAAGCUUGAUCCGGUCGAUAUAUCGAAACUGGAAAUAUCCACUAUUAUGAGGGAAUUCGACAAUAAGUACGAGCCUAAGAUUAGGGCAUUUUUGGAGAAGAUAGAAGAGAGAGAAACAUCGAAGACUUCUAAGCGGACAGAUACUUCUGUGUCUUACAAGGAAGCAUUUCAGUACAAAUACCUCUACUUUAACGAGUCUCUUUUGAAGCUACUUAUGAGAUUAGAUGGAGUGGAGACACUUGGAAAGGAAGAAUUACGGAUUGGACGUAAAACCUGUAUCAAAAAGAUCCAGGAAGAAUGUAACAAACUUGACCGGUAUAAGGUGAGGAUUGAGAACUUGGCCAAACAGGGAGUGACUGCAUGA